AUGGCCGUACCGCAAACAUUCAACAUCGCACUGCUCGAUGCCGACACGCCCGUUCCCGCUGUCCUCAGCGCUCGUGGCCGCUACAGCGAUAUCUUCCAAGGGCUGCUCGAAUCAGCCUUGAUCCGCCUCGCCAAAGCCAACCUAGUCACGAGCAAUCCCCUCCCAAAGGUCCAAUUCACUGCCUACGACAUUGUGCGGGGGGAUUACCCUCCCGAUCCUUCCUCUCUCCACGGCAUCGUCAUCAGCGGCGCGGCCGGCUCUGCCUACGACUCGGAUCCCUGGAUCCUCACCCUCAGCGCGUGGCUCCGCCACAUCCACGCCAGCCACCCGCACAUCAAAAUCUUCGGCUCCUGCUUCGGCCACCAGAUCCUCUGCUCCACGCUGCUCUCCCCCCUCGACCCGGCCGCCACCGUCGCCAAGAACCCCGCCGGCAUGGAGCUCGGCAUCCACGCCGUGACGCUGUCGCCCGCCUUCCUGCGCGCCUUCCCCGUCGACGUGCUCGCGCUGCCGUCGUCGCCGCUGCCUCCGUCGUCGAGGCAGUACGACGACGACGACGACGACGACGAAAGCGACGAAGGCGAAUCAUCGGGCGAGGGCGAGGUGCGGAUGAAGCUCCAAUUCGUCCACUCGGACCACGUCGUCCUGCCACCGUCGCCGUCGCCGCUCUUGAUGUCCAUCGGCGCGACCCCCCGCUGCGCCGUGCAGGGCGUGUACGACGGCGACCGCGUGCUGUCGCUGCAGGGCCACUUUGAGUUCGACGCCUUCGUCAACGCGGCGACGAUCGACGUGUUCGGCCGGGUGUGGGCGGCGAGCAUGGUGGUUCGCGAGGGUGAAGAGAAUUGGUUCGAGGAGGCGAUGGCGAGGGUGAAGGAUGCGGGCGGGGACGAUGCGGGGUGGGCGGCUGAGGUGGUGAUGGCGUUUUUGAUGGGGUUGGGUGGGGGGGAGGAAGGGGAGAAGAGGGUGGUCGUCGGUGCGGGGGGCGCCGUGGUGGAGGGGGGGUUGCUGACGCCGCCGGAGGAGGAGGAGAUGGCUGUGGCGAUGUGA
This is a messenger RNA of Diplodia corticola, 1044 nucleotides long. RefSeq names its product glutamine amidotransferase-like protein. Lineage: Eukaryota; Fungi; Ascomycota; Dothideomycetes; Botryosphaeriales; Botryosphaeriaceae. The transcript is spliced from 2 exons. The record is from RefSeq and is a predicted model, not a curated record. Gene Ontology annotation, cellular component: cytosol; nucleus. Bases 1 to 1044 code for a protein of 347 amino acids.